Molecule: messenger RNA, 801 nt
Organism: Gastrolobium bilobum
Lineage: Eukaryota; Viridiplantae; Streptophyta; Magnoliopsida; Fabales; Fabaceae
Product: transcription factor MYB1-like
Exons: 3
Coding region: 1-801 (266 amino acids)
Source: RefSeq, a predicted model, not a curated record
AUGGGUAGACACCCUUGCUGUCCCAAAGAAAUCAACAAAGGUGCUUGGUCUAGAGAAGAAGAUGAAACCCUCUCCAAAUAUGUUGCCCUCCAUGGAGAAGGGAAAUGGCAAAAGGUUGCCCAAAAUGCAGGUUUAAAACGGUGUGGAAAGAGUUGCAGACAAAGAUGGUUGAAUUAUCUCAGGCCUGGUAUAAAGAGAGGUAACAUCUCUGUGGAUGAAGAGGAUAUGAUCAUAAGACUUCAUCGUCUUCUUGGUAACAGAUGGGCUUUGAUAGCUAAGAGGCUACCGGGACGAACAGACAAUGAAAUCAAGAACUAUUGGAACACUAACCUAUCAAAGAAGUUACAGAAACAAACUUCAUCAUCUGCUUCACUUCAACAACAACAACAACACAACCCCAAUCACAAAUGUGAAGACAAGAAGACCAAACAAAUCCAUGUAGCACCUGAAGCUCCAAGGCCUAGGAGAGUUAAGGCUGUUCAAUACAGUAAAAUUUUGGAGAACACUGGGUGUGAUGAUAGGCAGAGUCCUAGUCCCUCAACUAAAAUAGAGGGUAGUGAUGAAGCUUCUCUUACUGAUUUUCUCAUUGAUAUUGAUCAAAACCAAAUGCUGAUUGUUGAUGACUCUAACUCAAUGCUCCCACAAAUUGAAGACCACAAGGUAGGCUUAACCAACAGUCCUAGCUCAUCAUCACCUUCUGAUUAUUGCCACCUCUUACCAGAGAGAUUUGAUUCUCUUGAGACCCUUUUUGAUGUGGAGCUCAAGAGGAUGGCUUCCUUUCUUGGAUUGGAAAUUGAUUGA